Messenger RNA from Parasteatoda tepidariorum (common house spider), 2389 nucleotides. It is a transcript of the gene spict, whose product is annotated as magnesium transporter spict. Lineage: Eukaryota; Metazoa; Arthropoda; Arachnida; Araneae; Theridiidae. Gene Ontology annotation, cellular component: membrane. Gene Ontology annotation, molecular function: magnesium ion transmembrane transporter activity. Gene Ontology annotation, biological process: magnesium ion transport. The record is from RefSeq and is a predicted model, not a curated record.
UAAUUCAUAGAAAAAACAAAUGUUAAACAAAGUACAAUUUAUUUACAAAAUUAUCACCAUUCAAAAUUAAAUAUUACAUUGUUUGCACUCUGCAGUAAUCUUUAAUAAAAGACAAGCUUUGAUGCAGUUUCUAAACCUAAACAAUUUCUCAAUUUUCUAUGCCCGAACGAGAAAUUUGAGAAGAUUCUCUCAAGUCCAGCAGAACUAGCAGGCAUUCCCAUCAAGGAACAAACAAGAUUUGUGAAACCUUCAUCUAUUGCUUAUUCUUUAAAACUGGAGCACCAUGUAGCAGCUGGGGUAGUUCUCAAAAUUUGACUGGAAAAAUAAGUUUCAGGAAAUGGGGCCGAUUUGUUUUGCAAAGCUAUGACAUAAGGUACAAAAUCUGGGUUAAUAUUGGCAAGUAAAAUUCUGGCACUUUCUUCUUGAGCACAUGAUAAUUUCAAUACCAAAUACUUUGGAUGCAGCAUAUGAGCUAGCAAAUGAUAAUCAGUAACUGUCUGUUUAAAUCUGUAUGUCACUUUUUCAUAAACAGCCAUAAGAUUCUCUUCCUUUGUUAGAUUAAUCCAAACAAUUAAUUAAAAAGUUUGUUACAGUUACAUUUUUCAGUUUACUUAAACAAAAUGUCAUUAUGCAAUUACUAGAACUAAUAUAGAAGUUUUUUUAGUUUCUGCCAGUUUUUGCCGGUUGUAACCAGUUUCUGCAACUGACAUGGCAAAAACCAGUUUCUGCUGGCAAAAAGCCAACCCUGGACUAUUUAUAUAAAUUUAGUAAAAAUAUGUUUGAAAAGCGACAUAAAUUUUGAAAUAAAUGUAUUAGAAGUAGUAUGUAUGGUCUAGUAUUAGAAAUGGGUAUAAAAACAAACUAUGAAUUAACAGAAGAAAGUUGACUGAUGAAAUAAUGUGCGAAAGACUAUUUAAAUGGGCAAUGGUUGAACAUGUGGUUUAUGAUAUUUACAUAGGAUUGUGCUUAGCUGUUUUUUCUAGUUUAUUUAUUGGUGCAAGUUUUGUCAUUAAAAAGAAAGGCUUGUUGAGGUUGACCAUCAAUGGAAGAACUAGAGCAAGUUCAGGUGGCUAUGGAUAUUUAAAAGAAUGGAUUUGGUGGGCUGGAUUACUUAGCAUGGGAAUCGGAGAAGCUGCAAAUUUCAUUGCAUAUGCAUUUGCACCAGCAAGUUUAGUGACCCCUCUUGGAGCUUUGAGUGUUCUUGUAAGUGCCAUAUUCUCCUCUAAAUAUUUAGGUGAGAGACUUAAUUUAUUGGGAAAAGUUGGAUGUUUUCUAUGUAUAAUUGGUUCUACAGAUAUUGUGCUACAUUCCCCAAAAGAGGGUACUGUUGACAGUAUGGAACGGUUACAGGAACUCUUAUUUCAACCAGGUUUUGUUACGUAUGUAUCAGCUAUCAUUUUCAUGUCAAGUGUUUUAGUUGUAUACUGCGUUCCUAGAUAUGGUACUACGAAUGUAGUAAUUUAUGUUCUUAUCUGUUCUAUGAUUGGCUCAUUAUCUGUGAUGGAAUGUAAAGGUCUUGGAUUAGCUUUACGAGAAACUAUUAGUGGUACACAAAAUGAACUUACUAACUGGGUGACUUGGUUAUGUUUGAUUUGUUUAAUUCUUUGCGUUUCUGUUCAAAUUAACUAUUUGAACAAAGCUUUAGACACUUUCAAUACAUCUGUUGUUACUCCAGUUUAUUAUGUCAUCUUUACUACAUUUGUUAUUUUUGCUUCUGCAAUUUUGUUUCAAGAAUGGAGUGUAUUAUCUAGUAAAGAUAUCAUUGGAAGUGUGUGUGCUUUUUUAACUGUUAUAAGUGGUAUCUUUUUGUUGAAUGUUUUUAGGGAAUGGGAUAUAACCCUUAAUAAUGUAAGUUUUCAAAAGAAAGAACCUUCAAUUGACAUAAUUGAACAAUGUCACUCUCAUGUGAAUAACGAAACAUCAAAUUUGCUUGAAAGACAUUCGCGGAAUAAUAGUAUGGAAAGUAGAUUCUUGUCCUCAAUUAAUAUGGAAUAGUUUUGCUUCCUAUGAGUUCAGGGAAUGGGCCUUUAAAACAUUAGCUGCAUUUUUAAAGUUUCUGCUACUAAACAUACUUCAAUUUUUAUAAAAAAAAAUAAAAAAAAUUUUGAUAUAGAUUACAAAUGUUGAGGAGAAAAUAUAAAAUAUUACUAAUUUUAAAAAUUUAUAUCCAUGCUAUAAUUAUUACAUAUUGUUCCGGCCCUCUAAAUUGUGCAAAAAUGCAUAAUUUACAAUUGACCUUAUAUUUAUCAAAUUUGUUUUUAUUUUUCAACAUUUAUCAGAUGUGUCUAUGGUGUUUUUCCCAUGCAACUUUUGUACCAUUUUACGGGUAUCUCUUUUGAAUAGUCAAAAUUACAAUCAUUAUAAUUUUUGUUUUUGUAAUAUGCCAAAA